AUGAUUCUACGGGUGAUUCUAGUCAUCACAUUUUGGAGUGCCACGUGUCAUUCUGCAGAUAAUGCUAGUGGAUUCAAAGUGUUCCGAGUACUUCCGACUACCAAUCAACAACUUCUUCAAAUGAUUCGACUUUUUGAAACUGCUGACACAGAUCGAGCAGACUUCUGGCAUGCUCCAAGUGUUGUGAAUGGAACAGUGGAUAUUAUGGUGGCUCCAGAACACACAGAUCAGUUUCAAGGAUACUUGGAAAAACAUGGAUAUACGUUCCAAGUUGCGAUUGAAGAUUUGCAAAAACUUUUGAUUGAAAAAGAAGGAAAUCUCUCAACACAUAUCACAGAUGAUGAUGUAUUUUUGAAACGUUUGCAUGAUGAUGUUGGAUUCCACUCGAGACUUCGGUUGGUCAUUCUUUCAAUUUUAAAAACCGAAGUUAAGCUUUCUAGAAUGGGUGAAUACUAUUCAUAUUCCGUCAUUUCAACAUGGCUGCAAAGAAUUGCCGAGAACAUGCCAGAUAUUGCCCAACUGAUUAAAGUUGGUACAACUGUUGAAGGAAGGGACAUUUUAGGGUUGAAGUUUGGAAAAGAUACACCAGAUAAGAAGGUUGUUGUGAUUGAUGCUGGAAUUCAUGCACGAGAAUGGGCAGCUAUUCAUACAGCAUCUUACUUCAUCAACUUAAUCGUUAACAGUAGAGAAACAGAUCCACAAAUUCAAAACUAUCUUGACAAUAUCGUUUUGUACAUCAUUCCAGUAUUGAAUCCAGAUGGAUAUGAAUACACCAGAACCGACAAAACCAACCCAAGAGCGAGAAUGUGGAGAAAAUCUAGGUCUCCAAAGGCUUGUGCUUUCGAUGGUGUUCGCAAUUCUUGUUGUAUGGGCGUAGACCUAAAUAGAAACUUUGAUUUUCGUUUCUCCGAGAUUGGAGCAUCUAGAUAUCCAUGCUCGGAAAUCUAUCACGGGCCCUCUGCGUUUAGUGAGCCGGAAUCCAAUGCAUAUGCUCAGUUUUUGACUUCUCUGAAAGGACGUUUGGAAGCAUACAUCACUCUUCAUUCCUAUUCACAAUUGUGGAUUUACUCAUAUUCCCACAGAAAGUUUACCUACGCUCCAGAUAUUGAAGAGACUAGAAGAGUCGCUGCGAAGGCAGUUCAAGAACUUGGUCGAAUGUACGGAACAAAGUAUCGCCAUGGGACUGGACCUGAAAUCAUCUAUGCGUUCUCGGGUGGAUCAACAGAUUGGGCUAAGGAAACAUUGAAGAUCAAAUACUCAUACACAAUCGAGCUAAGACCCGGAUACGAAGAGUGGAACGGAUUCGUUCUUGAUAAGAAUCAGCUGGUUCCAACUGCAAAAGAAACAUGGGCAGGGGUUACUGUAGUUUUGGAUGAGGUGGCAAACCAGUGGAAGUCGUCAAGAAUCCGGGAGAGUGAACUGAACCGUAUUCGUGAGGAGAAAUGUGCUGAUCGUCUAGCUGGUUGUGCUUAUUGGCUUCAGUCGUCUCCUAACGUUUGCAGAGUUUCCCAAUCUACCAUGAUUCGUGAUUGUGCAAAAACAUGCAAUCUAUGUCACAUGAUUGCAGUUUAG
Messenger RNA from Caenorhabditis briggsae, 1572 nucleotides. The transcript is spliced from 9 exons. The coding region runs from base 1 to 1572 and encodes 523 amino acids. The record is from RefSeq and is a predicted model, not a curated record. Gene Ontology annotation, biological process: proteolysis. NCBI's taxonomy places the organism in Eukaryota, Metazoa, Nematoda, Chromadorea, Rhabditida, Rhabditidae. Gene Ontology annotation, molecular function: metallocarboxypeptidase activity; zinc ion binding.